Molecule: messenger RNA, 985 nt
Organism: Peromyscus eremicus (cactus mouse)
Lineage: Eukaryota; Metazoa; Chordata; Mammalia; Rodentia; Cricetidae
Gene: Mrpl49
Product: mitochondrial ribosomal protein L49
Exons: 4
Coding region: 16-543 (175 amino acids)
Biological process (GO): translation
Cellular component (GO): mitochondrial large ribosomal subunit; ribosome
Molecular function (GO): structural constituent of ribosome
Source: RefSeq, a predicted model, not a curated record
AGGUUGCGCGCGCAGAUGGCACUCGCAGUUGGUCAAUCCAAGAUGGCGGCUACUGUGUUCCGAGCCGCUCUGCGGGACUGGGGCCGCUGCGUCCGGUGGAGCAACGGGCUCCGGCAGCUGAGCCAAAUCCAGGGUCCUCCUGAUAACACCAGCUUUGUGGAGUCUGUGGAUGAAUACAAGUUUGUGGAGCGCCUGUUCCCCCCUACCAAAAUCCCAGAGCCACCAAAGCAUAAACAUUAUCCCACUCCUAGUGGCUGGCAGCCUCCCAGAGAUCCCCCUCCCAACUUGCCCUACUUUGUUCGGCGAUCCCGGAUGCAUAACAUCCCAGUCUACAAAGACAUCACACAUGGCAACCGACAGAUGACUGUGAUCCGGAAGGUGGAAGGGGACAUCUGGGCUCUACAGAAGGAUGUGGAAGAAUUUCUGAGCCCACAGCUGGGAAAGACACCUGUCACCCAGGUUAAUGAGGUGACAGGUACUCUUCGAAUCAAGGGCUACUUUGAUGAGCAGCUUAAAGCCUGGCUUCUUGAGAAAGGCUUCUGAGGCCUGAUGAUCAGUCCAUGGCAGUGCCCUCCACAGACUGGCAUCCAGAGAGGAAGUGGAUUUGGAGUCUCUGGAAUGGGAUUCAGAGCACAGGGUUUAGGACUUAGAGGUAAAGGACAUUGAGAUCAGUCCUUGCUUCCAUAAAGAGGAAAAAGACCUCUGUUUAAGUGUCCAAUGUGGGAGCCCACAGAAAGAAUCAGGCUAACAAGGGAGACAUUUAAGUCAGCCAUUCUGGAAACAACCCAUCAGGGACUUGCAUCCUUGGCCUUCUGGAGCUUUUGCUAUAAGCCAAACUGGGCUUAGUGGUGAAUAUGGAAAACAACAUAGACAACACAGGACAAGGACAUGGACUGGAAUGGACAAGACAGACAAAAUAUCUUAGGUUCUGAGUGCUGUAAUAGGUAGGGUUGGGGACAUCCGCCUGCUGUUGUGGAAUCGGCUG